Molecule: messenger RNA, 12524 nt
Organism: Porites evermanni
Lineage: Eukaryota; Metazoa; Cnidaria; Anthozoa; Scleractinia; Poritidae
Source: the annotation of a GenBank genome assembly
UGGAACAGUAGUAUCGUCUCGCGAGGUCAAACUACGAGAAGUCUAAAGAAUGUCAUCCGUCGAUCACUACAAGGUGAAAAUAUAGAUACUGUUAUAAUGGGAGGUUCAAUCUCAGCAGGUGGAGGAUUAAACUAUGACAGAGAAGACCUCAGGGGAGUGUACUACCGCGUUUUUGCUGACUGGUGGCAAAAAGCCAUCCAACCUUUUACGGGUUCUUCCAUCAAACUUCAUAACUUGGCUGUAGGCGGAACAGGAAGUAACUUUUUCGCUUUUUGCUACAGAACUUUGCUAAAUCCAGGCACUGAUAUAGACUUGGCGUUUCUUGACUUUACAGUCAACGAUUAUGUACAGUUUUCAGGUUCCAAAUUUCCUAUAGCCUUACCACUGGAACAGCUUAUCCGAGAAGUUCUUAGCGAAACGAAGUCUCUACCAAUUUUUUUCAUUGACUUUGUAAGAGGGGUUUCCAAAAGUCCUACCUGCAAUAACUUAGAGAAUCACGGUCAAACAGUUCUCGCUCAAAACUAUGGAAUAACCUCAAUAACUCUCCGCAAAUUUUUCUGCUCGAAUCCAUCAAAUGGAAAAAACUAUCCAAGAAUGUUUGCUUCUGACGGAAACCACCCUAGUAUUCUGUCUCAUGCUGAGGUCGCUUUAUUGAUCAUAAAUUAUGUUCGAAAGACAAUUCUAGAAGUAAUUGACAAUAUAGCUAUUUCAAAGCAAAAGAGCAUAGUUUUUAACAAUUUUUCCACCAGCCUGAGUGACCUCCCAAAACCAGUGUUUAGGAGGAAUCUGAGAGAGUUUCUUGACAAACCACGCUGUUUUACGCAAAUAUUACCGGAUGCUACGAAAAAUUCGUCAUUGCAUCAAACAUUGCAGGUAAGAGAAAUCGAGAACUUCGGAUUUCGGGUUUUGCCGAAGACAUUUAUAAACCAACCUGGCCAGGUGAAUCCAGUCAUGACUCUUAACGACGGCUUCCAGAAAUUUCGGACGGAUGCUUAUCGAGGAUGGAUGGCGAAUUCUAUGGAUUCUCUUCUUGAACUGGAAAUAUUCCUCCCAUUAGUUGCAUUGUCCUCUAUGGAUAAACGAUUUAUGAUUAAGGGGGAACCCACAAGAAGUGUUGCUAUAGCCGUACGGACGCACAAUAAGGGGGCAAACGCCAGGGUGUGGAUAGACGAGUUCGAGGAAAAUGGAGUUUUAAUAAACACUAGCUCCAUGUAUGGACACACCAAACUCCAUACCAUUGUCCAGCACGUGACACAGGGUCGUCACGUUCUUAGCGUGAGGACGACGACAGCUGGGGUUUUUACUUUAGUGGGUGUUAUGAUUGGUCCAGUAUACAAGUGAAGAUUUUUUCCGAAGCUGUCCUAACCUGACUCAGUGGAAAAAAUUUUCAUUUGACCUUACCAUUUGACGACAUUCGGAGGCCAAAAUAAUUCGGAAUAUUCUUUGAAAAGGAAAAGAAAGAAAUAAAUAACAGUCUUCACGGCAGGAUAUUUGCCACUGGUCACGUACUAGUCCAGUCCCUAGCUCAACUUUGUUUUUUUGAGACACGUAUUUUUAAUAGGCCAUUUGCACGAUGACAUCAUUUUACUACUACGACCAGAAUCUUUCAGGGUUUUGCUUUCUUGUGCUAAUUAGGGCUUCGGGUAUUCAAAACUCACUGGGAUUACAAAAUUUAAAUAUGAAAGGAAAAACGAAAAGGAUUCUGGUCGUAGUAGUAAAAUGACGCCAUCGUGCAAAUGGACUAUUUAAGAUUUUUUAUAAACCUCUCUCUCACACUCAAGCAUUCAGAUCAAAAGCCAAACGAACCAACUUUAUCAUCAUCAGGUCGAGCCAGAUCGGGCAAAACGGACCAACCUCAUAAUUAUUAACGUUUCCCCUUCUUUGAUCGACUUUCAUAACUUGCCUAACUCUAAGGCCAUUAUUUAAAUUGAUCCUCCGUUAUGCAUUAGCCUAAAUUUCUCGACUUCUUUUUUCGUAACGUGCUUGCGAGGAAGCUAAAGUGGCUAACAGAGGGUCACCUUAGGAGGAAAGAUAGAUGGGAAAAGAGGAAGGGCAAGAGGGGAUGGUUCAAAAACAUACGUGUCUCUUUUGGCAAAAAUUCAUCAGCCAAAAGCAGAAGUUUGAACACUUGUGCUAGGCAGAGAACGUUCUGGAUGAUCACAGUUGGGUCUUUCAGAGGGAUAAGCAGUUAGAAAGAGAGGGCUAACGUUGAUCAAUGCAAAUUUAGGAGGCUUACCUCAAUGAUCUUUUAAUAGGGGUGUUUCUUAGUGCUUUGGAAACCAUUGUUGGUGCUUUUUUGUGUUGUGGGGUGGGCAUUGUUAAGUGUCUUCGUCCGUAACACCAAGGAACUACGAUUAAGAGUGAGUCUUGAAAGAAUGACGUCAGGCAAAGACAACACAGUUUAAACAUUGUAGAUCGCAAAAUAAGGAGUAGUAUAGGUUGCACCGGUUAGGCCUCUUUUUUGCGGUGGAAUCUCAUUCACUUGCGGUGGAAACAUUAACGACGAUGAUGUCAUUGAUUUUUUCUUUAUCUUAUGCAUAAAAUGCCUUGGGAUGCGGUGAUAUUUUAAGGUGACUGAAAUGUUAAUAGAUUUUAGAUCAGCAUUCUUUGUUUGAUGCUUGUUGUCGAAGGAAUAAGCGCUAAGAAACCUGUGACUCAAAAUCGCCGACCAAUACCAAAUAAAAUGAACGUUUCCCUCGCUUUCCGAUUUUUUAUAGCAGACAACAAAUUGCUCGUCUUGGUCUCCUGUUUUGUCAGGAAUGCCCCAGGGAACAAUUCUCGCGGACCUGUUUUGUUCAUCAUAUCUGGAAACGAUGUGCGAAGAUGACAACAAGAUUUACAAAAAUAUCCGACAUAAGUAGCCCUCAUUCCUACUAAUAUUUCGCCAUAAUGGUAUUAUUCUGAGAUCUGGCAACUAAACUUUUAAGUGAACAAAUGUGAAGUUAUGUGUGUGACACGCACCCAAAGCAAAUGUGGUGUAAAUUAUACAUUAGUUAGCGCAUUGAAAACAACAAAAUUUAGUGGGUUCUGUAAAAGACCUCGGCAUUACAACUUCCCAUGACCUUUCAUGGACUACAAAAGUGGCUGAGGUUGUCAGCAAUGGGUAAGAAGAUUUUUUUUCCAAUCAUACUCAGUUGUCUAACGUCAUUUGUUGUCAUUCGCUUUUAAUUCUGAGACUAAAAUUAUGCUUCGUUUAUGGCAGCUGUUGGACUACUGGGACGUCUCGCCCACCUGAAGUCUUCCGCGAAGAAGCUCCAAAAGUGACAAUGGUCUAGCUGGACGUUUGCCGCCAAGUCAACUCAUAUUGAUAAAAAAAAAUCAGGCAUGCCAGGCCAGGCCAGGUUGCGGGUGAAGGGCUUUAACCAAUUAGACUAGCAAACCAACUGAGAGCUGGUCAUUAAAGUGGUUGGAAGUAUACCCGCCAAAGAUGACACUUAAUCUGCGGCUUAACGGCCAAAAAAACGUGCAGCUUACAGGGGCGUAGCCAGCUUUUUUACUUUUUGUAGGCGCAUCCCUAAAGUGACCCGGUAAUACACAAGACAGAUCAGACUCUCCAGACUGUUAAUUGUAUGCAUAAUUAGUUGAAUCUGGAGUGUGUAUCUAAACUUCAAGAUAUUCAUCUCAGUACAGCAAUAAAAAAGCGCCUUUCUCCAACGAUACUUGCUACAGUCAAUCCGAAUAGCUGAAAAAGAAGUUCCAUCCUCCUGUUCCCGGAUGUAGCAAAAUCGUCAACGAUGUCUUCCGCGCUGAAUGACACAUCAUGCUUGUGGAUAUGCAUAUUAAGAGCAAGUCCACUCAAGCGAUCUUCUUUCAUCGUGGACCUCAGGUACGUUUUAAGAGCGACUCCGCGUAAAUAUCAACUAGACGUAGAAUUAGUCAAAAAAUGACCUGCCCUCAAACUCAACCAGAAUAAAGCCCUAUGGGCCCUAGUUACAAAAUCGUUGGUUUAAGUACGAUCGAGUGAAUAAUAUUUUUUUAACGAAUUUUUUUCUUCCCGAGGCCUAUUCCAUGUAUGGACACACCAAACUCCAUACCAUUGUCCAGCACGUGACACAGGGUCGUCACGUUCUUAGCGUGAGGACGACGACAGCUGGGGUUUUUACUUUAGUGGGUGUUAUGAUUGGUCCAGUAUACAAAUGAAGAUUUUUUCCGAAGCUGUCCUAACCUGACUCAGUGGAAAAAAUUUUCAUUUGACCUUACCAUUUGACGACAUUCGGAGGCCAAAAUAAUUCGGAAUAUUCUUUGAAAAGGAAAAGAAAUAAAUAAAUAACAGUCUUCACGGCAGGAUAUUUGCCACUGGUCACGUGCCAGUCCAGUCCCUAGCUCAACUUUGUUUUUUUGAGACACGUAUUUUUAAUAGGCCAUUUGCACGAUGACAUCAUUUUACUACUACGACCAGAAUCUUUCAGGGUUUUGCUUUCUUGUGCUAAUUAGGGCUUUGGUUAUUCAAAACUCACCGGGAUUACAAAAUUUAAAUAUUAAAGGAAAAACGAAAAGGAUUCUGGUCGUAGUAGUAAAAUGAGGCCAUAGUCCAAAUGGACUAUUUAAGAUUUUUUAUAAACCUCUCUCUCACACUCAAGCAUUCAGAUCAAAGAGGAAUCAAAAGCCAAACGAACGAACUUUAUCAUCAUCAGGUCGAGCCAGCUCUGGCAAAACGGACCAACCUCAUAAUCAUUAACGUUUCUCCUUCUUUGAUUGACUUUCAUAUCUUGCCUUACUCUAAUGCCAUUAUUUAAAUUGAUCCUCCGUUAUGCAUUAGCCUAAAUUUCUCGACUUCUUUUUUCGUAACGUGCUUGCGAGGAAGCUAAAGUGGCUAACUGAGGAUCACGUUAGGAGGAAAAAUAGAUGGGAAAAGAGGAAGGGCAAGAGGGGAGGUGCAAAAACAUACGUGUCUCUUUUGGCAAAAAUUCAUCAGCCAACAACAGAAGUUUGAACACUUGUGCUAGGUAGUGAACGUUCUUUAUAAUAACAGUUUGGUCUUUCAUGCAGAGGGAAAAGCAGUUAGAAAGAGAGGGCUAACGCUGAUCAAUGCAAAUGUAGGAGGCUUACCUCAACGGAUCUUUUAAUAGGGGUGUUUCUUAGUGUUUUGGAAACCAUUGUUGGUGCUCUUUGGUGUUGUGGGGUGGGUAUUGUAAGUGUCUUUUCAAUCUUCUGUAUUACGUCAUUUGGUGAUUAUAUCCGUCCGCAAAACCAAAAAACUACGAUUAAGAGUGAGUCUUGGAAGAAUGACGUCAGGCAAAGACAACACAGUUUAAACAUUGCAGAUCGCAAAAUAAGGAGUAGUAUAGGUUGCACCGGUUAGGCCUCUUUUUUGCGGUGGAAUUUCAUUAACUUGCAUUGGAAACAUUAACGAAGAUGACGCCAUUGAUUUUUUCUUUGUCUAAUGCAUAAAAUGCGGUGGGAUGCGGUGAUAUUUUAAGAUGGUUUAAAUUUUAAUAUAUUUUAGAUCGGUAUUCUUUGGUUUAUGCAUUUUGUCGAAGGAAUAAGCGCUAAAUAAGAAGCCUGUGACACAAAAUCGCCGAGCCAUACCAAAUAAAAUAAACGUUUCCCUCGCUUUCCGAUUGUUUAUAGCAGACAACAAAUUGUCCUAGUUCCGGUCCACUUAUUCUUGGCGGGCAAAUCGUGCAUAUAAAUGGAUUUGAAGGCAAACUGACUUUUUCCAAAACCAAGCGCAUUUUUCGACUUUAGCUACCUCACUCUCCUUUCUAACAUUCACAAUUCAGUUAUCUUGCUUUUGUUUAACUUUUUUGUUUUCCCUCCAUGAUCAUUAUCACCACCACCACCACAUUGCUAUAGAACACUUAACGGAGCUCCUCGCGCUCGCGUGAGCGGAGCCCCAUAGCUAAGAUAAUUUGGUACACUAUCCAUCGGAGAAAUUUUGUUUGUGACGUCAGCGUACUCCGUCCGUCCGUACACUCUUUGGGGUUAGCGAAGGGAAUCAGGUGUAACAUCUGUAGUGUGAAAGUUGGCUAAAACAUCAAUAUUCUAGAUCCGAACAAGUUCGCUUACAUAGCUCUUACAUGGCUGGCUGAUCCAAAAGUUCUGAGCUUAUUUCCUGCUACGACGAUUGGGCAAAAUCGCAUGACAACAGGAAGCUAACCAACAAUGCCUUCUGAGACGUUUCUAAAGUGUUUGAUAGUGUACAGCACGAGUGCCCUCUUUUUAAACUAGAGCGUUACGGCUGCUUCAGUGCAUGGGUAUUGUAAUUUGUCUGGCCGCAUGCAACAAGUCGUCCUGCGUGGUACCUGCUUGUCUUGGUCUCCUGUUUUGUCAGGAAUACCCCAGGGAACAAUUCUCGCGGACCUGUUUUGUUCAUCAUAUCUGGAAACGAUGUGCGCAGGUGACAAAAAGGUUUACAGAAAAAUAUCCGAUAUAAGUAGCCCUCAUUCCCCCUCCCUUUUUUUUGCCUUAAUGGUAUUACUCUGAAAACUGGUAACUAAACUUUUAUGUGAACCUGAGUGUGAAGUUAUGCGAGUGACACACACCCAAAGCAAAUCUGGUAUAAAUUAUACAUUAGUAGCGUAUUGAAAACAACAAAAUUUAGUGGGUUCUGUAAAAGACCUCAUUACAACUUCCCAUGACUUUUCAUGGACUAUAAAAGUGGCUGAGGUUGUCGACGUUUUCUGCGAAGAAGCUCCAAAAGUGAAAAUGGUCUAGCUGGAUGUUUGCCGCCAAGUCAACUCAUAUUGAUAAAAAAAAAUUCAGGCAUGCCAGGCCAGGCCAGGUUCGGGUAAAAGGCUUUCACCAAUUGGACUAGCAAACCAAGUGAAAGCUGGUCAUUAAAGUGGUUGGAAGUAUACCCGCAAAAGAUACGCUUAAGCUGCGGCUAAACGGGCCAAAAAACGUACUGCUUACAGGGGCGUAGCCAGCUUUUUGACUUUUUGUAGGCCCAUCCCUAAGGUGACCCGGUAAUACAGUAGACAGAUCAGACCCUCAAGACUGUUAAUUGUAUGCAUAAUUAGUUGAAUCUGGAGUGUGUAUCUAAACUUCAAGACAUUGAUCUCAGUACCGCAAUAAAAAAGCGCCUUUCUCCAACGAUACUUGUGACAGUCAAUCCAAAUACCUGGAAAAGAAGUUCCAUCUUCCUGUUUCCGGAUGCUGCAAAAUCGUCAACGAUGUCUUCCGCCCUGAAUGACACAUGCUUGUGGAUAUGCAUAGGAGCAAGUCCACUCAAGUGAUAUUCUUCCAUCGUGGACCUCAGGUACGUUUUAAGUCUUCUCUGUGCACUGAAAGACCUCUCUACAGUUGCUGUAGUGAUUAAUAGAGUUAAAAUGCCGUAAAAGCCCUGGAUAAAUUUAGGAACUCUUGUGGGUGACAGUGAGGAAGUGUUUCAACAAUUGUGGUUGGAGGAUCGUGCACUCUAUCCCAACGUGUUUUCCACCGCAGACAUUCACUUUCCUGUAACUGUCUAAUUUCUUUCGGGAUGUCGGGAUUGUACGCGCCCAAAACUUUUUUGACACUGAUCUUAGCUGGAGACCAGUUGCCUACAUUUUUCUGCACAAGAUUUGUUAUAGUAAACAGUAGACUUGGGUUGACAAUACGCGAAUCAAGCUCCGAUAAUACAUCGCUCGUUUGAAGUAGUCACUAUUUGAAUCUGAUGGAACAUUUUCUCGAUUCAACUAUCGGCCAGCUACUCUAGGUUUACAAACUGGGACGUCAUGCUGUGCCGCAACAGAUACUGCCAUUNUGUCUAAUUUCUUUCGGGAUGUCGGGAUUGUACGCGCCCAAAACUUUUUUGACACUGAUCUUAGCUGGAGACCAGUUGCCUACAUUUUUCUGCACAAGAUUUGUUAUAGUAAACAGUAGACUUGGGUUGACAAUACGCGAAUCAAGCUCCGAUAAUACAUCGCUCGUUUGAAGUAGUCACUAUUUGAAUCUGAUGGAACAUUUUCUCGAUUCAACUAUCGGCCAGCUACUCUAGGUUUACAAACUGGGACGUCAUGCUGUGCCGCAACAGAUACUGCCAUUGAUACAGCUUAUUCAAGGACUCGUCGUUACAUUCACUGCGAAGUGAUUAGAUGACCACUUGGGCCUGCGUGUGUACUUGGAGUAGGUCUAGGUCAACCUCUUGAAGAUAGUUGGUAAGAGGCACAAUAAAUUGUAGCAACCAUUCACACGCUACUGAUAAAUCCAGUUGCUUUUGAGUCUAGCAUAUUGUCAAGCACUUCUAAAGCCUUUAAGAUCACGUUAAAUGAUAACUUAAAAGUACACAAAUCGUCAGCUAUUGCGCCCCAACGAGUCUCGCCAAGUGUUCGCACCUUAGUUCGUCUUCCCAUUUGCUCUUGACUUUCAGGUGUUUCUUUUAACGUCUCCUGAAAUUGGUGCUGCAGCUUAGCUGAGAAAGAAAAUUAAAAUGCAAUUUACAGUAGGGUGGACAUCAUGUUCCUUACAAUCCAAUGGUUCUUUAACGCUAGGGGAUUUAAUCUUGUUGCUUCUUUGUUAGUUACAGACUCGAAAGUAUUUCGUAAGAAAUUUUAAGUGUCUUCCAAAAUUAACUAGUUAGUCAUACUACCGUGAAAAGUCAGGCGAGCGGAAAAAAAAGUGUAGGCUUGGGCCUACCACGGGCCUACACGCUGGCUACGCCCGCUUUUACCAACUACGAAACAAACCUGUCUUACAACAAAUCAGGCCGUUGCAUUCUGCUUGAAUUCUAACUUCUAAUUAGCCUGAUUUUCAUCCGAUUACUUCGAGUCGUUAUUAAUCCCUCAGUAACGUCUGAAUCGCCCGGCCGUUAAUGCCGUCCAGUGACGUCACUACUCCUUGACCUUUGCUUUAAUUAAUUCAAGCAAAAAGUAAAACACGAUUUUCAAGUGGCAAACCGAGAAAAAUCGUUUGGAAAUGUCUGCAUGAUACAGAACUGCUUUAUUAUUUUUUUUUUAUCGUAAUUCAUGUUUAACAUUCAAACUAUCAACUGCAUGCAGGACAACUUGAACCAGUUGUACUAAAUUCUAUAAUCAAACUCGGUCGCAAUCACGCAAUGAAAUAAACACACACACGGAACACUUAGUUCAAAAACACAGUGAUUUGCUUUAAUUGAAAAAGAAGCUAUUUGGUCCUUAACAAAGAAAAAAACCAAGGAGACAAGAAAAAAGAGCUAACAGAAUCAUUACACUUCACGGUAAAAAUAGCAAGAAGGUCGAAUUAUAACAUUGAUCUCGGAAAACUUCGCGUAAACAAAAUCACCGGCCGCCGAAACCACAGAGCGGCUCUUAAUGAAAAACCCACCGACUCUCCGCAAUGAUUCUUCAUUCGCAGUUCAAUUUAGCAUUUCAGUUUCGAAGACAAGGGCAAUUCUGCUGUUUGAGAUAAAGAUUAAGCUUGUCGAAAUUUUUGAACUAAACGAAAGAAUGCCAGGGAUGCGAUCCGCUGAAUAUCAAGCGACAAUCCGGCUAAAAUUUUUCAUAAUUAUACAUAAUUAUGCGAAUGUUUAGACAAUCAACCAAUCAAAAUCACUACCCGGUUUUCGGGUAGCGAGUGACGUCACUGGACGGCAUUAACGGCCGGUCGAUUCAGACGUUGUUGAGGGGAGAAAACGACUCGAAGCAAUCGGAUGAAUUUCAGGCUAGACUUCUAAUUGGAUAUUACGCGGGAGUCACGUCAUACAAAACAAGUUUGUUUUGGACCGGGAAAACGCGCAACAUGUACAAAAUUUGUUGCAAAUAGUAGAGCUACUCUACUUUCUGCAACAAAUUUGCGCAACUUACCACAAGCUGAAGUGUUGCAAGACAGGUUUGAACGUGGUUAGUAAAACGCAUGACAUAGCUAUUCAACUCGUUUUGCAGCAAUACUUCAAAAAAAGUUGCACGUUCUUGCUGUCCGUUCUAUCGUGCCUUAGGUGGCUCGAAUGGAUUUUUGGCAAUUUCCAAAAAGACUGAGUAUUAACUACGUCGGUCAAGCAGACUAUUUAAAUUUUAUAAGGCUCUCGAGAUAGCUGAUUUCAACAGGUAACUGAAAGAACGAUGUAGUAUCCUAGCAGGUAGAAUGACAGGUGAUUGAUUUAUCAGACAACUAGCAUGUUAAGUCUUACAGUCUUACCUGGCUGUGAAAUCCACGCUGAGCUUAUGAAUCAACUCUGGUAUUUCGGUCUAUCGGAGCUAUUUUACUGAAUGCAUCAAAACCUGCAGACAAAAAUCUCGGUACGUAUUUUCUCGAGUAAGGGGUUAAGUUCUUUUCUAGAGUAGCGUGCUGGUUAGAGGUCCUCUUAACAUCGUGAUGCAGAUAUUUUGGAGGGUCUUUCUAAUCAUUUCCUUGAUGGAAUUUAGAGUAGACUUAUCAAAAGUGCACGGUAUGUCUGUGUUAAGGACAAACGAAAAAGGAUUUGGCAAGCUAGAUGACAAACUAAAGACGUCACCUACUUAUGAACAUCAGAUAACUCAAGAAAAAAUCGAUCUACUNACAAAUUUGCGCAACUUGACACAACCUAAAGUGUUGCAAGACAGGUUUGAACGUGGUUAGUAAAACGCAUGACAUAGCUAUUCAACUCGUUUUGCAGCAAUACUUCAAAAAAAGUUGCACGUUCUUGCUGUCCGUUCUAUCGUGCCUUAGGUGGCUCGAAUAGAUUUUUGGCAAUUUCCAAAAAGACUGAGUAUUAACUACGUCGGUCAAGCAGACUAUUUAAAUUUUAUAAGGCUCUCGAGAUAGCUGAUUUCAACAGGUAACUGAAAGAACGAUGUAGUAUCUUAGCAGGUAGAAUGACAGGUGAUUGAUUUAUCAGACAACUAGCAUGUUAAGUCUUACAGUCUUACCUGGCUGUGAAAUCCACGCUGAGCUUAUGAAUCAACUCUGGUAUUUCGGUCUAUCGGAGCUAUUUUACUGAAUGCAUCAAAACCUGCAGACAAAAAUCUCGGUACGUAUUUUCUCGAGUAAGGGGUUAAGUUCUUUUCUAGAGUAGCGUGCUGGUUAGAGGUCCUCUUAACAUCGUGAUGCAGAUAUUUUGGAGGGUCUUUCUAAUCAUUUCCUUGAUGGAAUUUAGAGUAGACUUAUCAAAAGUGCACGGUAUGUCUGUGUUAAGGACAAACGAAAAAGGAUUUGGCAAGCUAGAUGACAAACUAAAGACGUCACCUACUUAUGAACAUCAGAUAACUCAAGAAAAAAUCGAUCUACUCAAGCACUCAGUUGAAAGGAAUCCUUUCGACAUAUGGUUUUUCAAAGACCGUUUUCGCUCUCAAGCAGUUAAAAUAUUGUUUACAAGACUUUGGAACAAUGGUAUUGUCUUUAGAGGUAAAACAGCGAAAAGCUUAAAGAAUGCUAUCCUACGAUCACUUAACGGUGAAAAUAUAAACAUUGUUAUAAUGGGAGGUUCAAUCUCAGCAGGUGGAGGAUUAAACUACGACAGAGAAGACCUCAGGGGAGUGUACUACCGCGUUUUUGCUGACUGGUGGCAGAAAGCCGUAGAACCUUUUACGGAUUCCUCCGCUAAAAUUCAUAACCUGGCUAUUGGUGGAACAUGCAGUAACUUUUUCGCUUUUUGUUACAGAGCGUUACUAGGCCCAGGCACUGACAUAGACCUGGCGCUUCUUGACUUUACCGUCAACGAUUACAUGCAGUUUGCAGGUUCCAAAUUUCCCUCAGCCUUACCGUUAGAACAGCUCAUUCGAGAAGUUCUGGGGGAGAAAACAUCCCCAUCCAUUCUUUUCGUAAACUUUGUUCAAGGACAAGCAAACAUUCCCGUAUGUAAUAACCUAGAGAACCACGGUCAAACAAUGCUCGCACAAAAUUAUGGAAUAACCUCAAUAACGCUCCGUAAUUUCCUCUGCUCGAAUCCAUCAAGAGGCAGAAAGUAUCCAAGACUGUAUACCUCUGAUGGUAACCACCCGAGUAUUUUGGCUCACGCACAAAUCGGUUUAAUGAUUAUACAUUAUGUGCGAAAGAUAAUCUUAGAAGUAAUUGCCAGCUUGGCCAUUUCUAAGAGAACUUUUCCAAAUGUACCUUUGCCUUCAAAUCGCAAAAAUGUGGUUUUAAACCGUAAUUCUCCAAAUCUCAGUGAUCUCCCAAAACCAGUGUUUACGAAGAAUCUGAUGGAAUUUCUUGACAACCCACGCUGUUUUACACGCAUUGUACCGGAUGCCACCCAAACUUCGUUAGUACAUCAAACACUUCAGGUAAAAGUAAUCGGAAAAUCCAGAUUUCAGGUUUUGGAGAAGACGUUGAUAAAUCGACCGGGCCACGUGACUCCAGUCAAGACUCCUAACUAUGGCUUACAGAAAUUUCGGACGGAUGCUUAUAGUGGAUGGAUGGCGCAUUCUAGGAAUUCUAUUCUUGAACUGGAAAUAUUCCUGCCAUUAGUCAAAUUGUCCUCUAUGGAUAAACGAUAUAUGAUGAAGGGUGAACCUAAAAGAAGCGUUGUUAUAGCCAUUCGAACGCACACAAAUGGGGCAACCGCCAGUGUUUGGGUCGACGAGUUCGAGGAAAAUGGAGUUUUGAUAAAAACUAGCUCCCCCUUUGGACACACCAGACUCCAUACCAUUGUUCAGCACGUGACACAGGUGAUAAUACAUCGCUCGUUUGAAGUAGUCACUAUUUGA